This is a messenger RNA of Durusdinium trenchii, 1089 nucleotides long. The record is from the annotation of a GenBank genome assembly. NCBI's taxonomy places the organism in Eukaryota, Dinophyceae, Suessiales, Symbiodiniaceae.
GUAAUCCUACGUUUUGGCCUAAAGAAGCCAUAGCUGGUUCGAACAAUUUCUUCAAACCGCACAUUCCUUCUCCAUGCAUAUUCCCAAAGUAAAUGAGAUCUUCGCCAAAACCUGCACCUGAACGCAUUUGAGAUGUUCAGCCUGGCCUGAUGCUGCUUGCCCUCAGUGGCCAGGAUCCUGCUGGUUUCUGCACUAGGGCAGACUUGCUACAGAGACUGGGAGGCUGCGAUUUCAAGGUGUCAAGUCCUCCAGUGCUAUGGGUAACACCUUCUGGCAUCAAGGGUCAGCAAUGUCGCACCGUCCCUGAUUUAGAACUGCCGCUGUGGUGGGCGGGUGGCUGUUGGCACCCAUUCAGCCAGGACAAGGCCCCGACAGCAUACACGCCUCGCAAAUUUGAGCCACUGUGGCGCUGCGGUUCGGUCCUGUCACAUCCUGCGCCAAGUAGCAUUGAGGCUGGGCCAGGCGAAGUUGCCGCCCAUCCACAGGGCUGCAAGGUGAUGCAGGUGUUGAGAGUACUUCUUUGCGAGUCACAGGGACGGUUGUGGAGCAGACCGGUGACUGGAGGAGAGUGGCGUCAAUGCCCCUAUGAUCUUCAUCUUGAUGCAACACAAAUCAAGGUCUUGGAGCUUUCAGGUGGGCGAAGGUACCUCUUCCUCUUCCAAGACCUUUCAGGUGUUCCAGCAGGUCUUGAGACCGUGCUUAUCUUUGAUGUCGCUCGUAAUGAGUGGCGCCCUCCGACACCUGCUCGCGCGACAGCCCCUGGUCAUCAAGAAGAGGUGAACUGGCAAAGACUGAGUGGACCAAGGAGUGCAGCUCCAUUGAAGGCUUGGCUGCUUGAAGCAAGCAUGGACUAUGUCGUUCGCUGCCCAGCUACGCCUACUAUCCCAACUGGAAAGCUCAGAUUCGUCCGCUUUACACUCUCAGCUGAAGUCCGCUUCAGAUACUCAUGGCUCCGGCCUGGGGGUCUCAGCUGAAGACAUCGAAGACAGAUGACUAGUAGCGAUGCCCUUGUUAUUUGUAGCAAUGCCCUUGCUCCUAGUAGUAAUGCCAGGAGCUACUAGUGGCGUCCUUGCUACUAGUAGUAGCGCC